Messenger RNA from Phytophthora infestans T30-4, 1005 nucleotides. RefSeq lists its product as uncharacterized. The transcript has 3 exons. The record is from RefSeq and is a predicted model, not a curated record. NCBI's taxonomy places the organism in Eukaryota, Oomycota, Peronosporomycetes, Peronosporales, Peronosporaceae. Gene Ontology annotation, molecular function: protein binding. Bases 1 to 1005 code for a protein of 334 amino acids.
AUGGAUCUCGGUACGAUUCGGUCGCGUGUGGAAGCCAAGUUCUAUCGGAAAUGGAAAUUAUUUAAGAAGGACGUUGAGCUGGUGUGGCAGAAUUGUCGCACCUUCAACGCUCCCGACACGUUGGUAGUGCAGUUUGCCGACAUGCUCUCGAAGCUGUCGCGCUCCAUGUGCAUCACUGCAGAAAAGAAAGGUGUGGAUCGGAUGAAGGACAAGAGGAGUGACGGCGAAGAAAGUAACAACGACAGUGACGAUAUCGUGAGCGACGCGAGCAAAACAGAGUCUGCCAACAAAGCGUGGACAGAGAGCAGUGCGUCAGAGAGCAGCGACUCCAGCAAUGACGGGUCGUCGUCUAAUAGGGACAGCGAUAGUGAGGCAGGUGGUCGCAAGCAAAGACCAUCGCGCUCGUCGUCAAAGAAACUGCACACUCGCUCACGACCUACAAAGCCCAGUCGAACCAGGAACAAGCGAAGUAGUCGGAGUACUCCGAGUCGUUCGUCCAGGAAGCGUCCGGCGCCCACAUCAAGCAGUGAAGACGAGUCUUCAGCUUCAGGCGACGAGGUGUCUUCUCCUGUUCGGAAGAAUCACCGUCCCGCUCGAGGGUCAACUACCAAGGCUAAAGGCAAAACUGACCCUCCUACGGAGGACGAAGACUUCAGUGCUGACGAAAAGGCGAACACGCGGCCCCCUCCACCUCAAAAUGGCGCUCCGUCACCUUCUCCGCCACCUCCGCCACCCCCACAAGUGGCUCAGAAGCGUCCAAAGCCACGACUUAUCAUUAAUGAUAGCUCCAGCUCCGACAGCUCCGAUAGUGACGGGAACUCGUCUUCGUCGUCGUCCUCUGACUCAGAGGCGUCCGAUAGCGACACACCGCCUGACGCAUCUUCCGGGUACACGACACACUCGCCGGCGCUGUUGAAUUCGUAUCUCUCGCCGACUUCGUCGUCGUCGUCCGACUUUUCUUCGGGUGACAGCGAGUCCAGUGAUGGAGACAGCGACAGCGACUGA